GAUGUGUCCAAAUGUCUUCCGACCGGAUGCAGCUUGGUGUUCAGUAACCAAACGGAACGACAAGGCGACUUUCCUUUAGAGCAGGGGCGGGGAUCAACGCAACCUAAAGAGAAGCAGGUCUUGCGUUAUCAAUUGGAGGCAGAUUUCUUAUAUCUAAUUACAUAAGGAAUCGUGACUUUAAAGCCGGAGCUAUUGAUAAUUGAUAAGAGCUGAAAAAAGAAGGGUCCGUGUGAUUGACUCAUGUAUUAAAUGAUUAAUAUUGCUAUUACUAUCUGGCCUGUGUAAAUAAACCACGCCUAUCCAAACAGCCACCACAGUACUUUAAUAUCAAGGAACGAUGAAGCCUACCUGGGAGUGUAUCCAACCUGAUCCGCCCCAAAGAUGAGGAGAUGAUGCUAAUUAUUGUCUCUCACAGGAAACCGAAAUAUAGGAUACUAGGUUGCAGUGGGUAAAGCAGUGAGAACCUCUCAAAUGGAAGCUACAGUCCUUCCAGCAUCACCACCAUUCUUCCUUUCCUACCCUCGAGCCCUACUCUUCUUUUUCCGUCUGUCCUGCGUCACUCCCAGUCAACCUCAAGGAAGGUGGCCUGCAAAGCUGCACGAGAGUCAAGACAGGUGGCGUGUGCAGCGCAACUUCCGGGCGAUGCUUUCAGACUGAACUACCUGUGAGUUCAUUCUACCUGUAGAACAAUAACAACCCAGGGUGAAUGAGGGCUUUUGAUUGGCCUCUGCGGUAGCCAAUCCGAAUGCAAGGAGUGAGUCAUAAGGAGGCCCGCUGCACCUAUCUACACUCACCUGAUGCUUUACCUGUCGGAGCCCAGAGCUUAGAAUCUCAUUACCUGUCCAAUCCAAUCUACAACUGAGGCACAUUGUGUCCCGUGAGCUCCAGCAGACACGUUGUUCUUCGCUAGUUAGCUUCCCACAGACAAAGACAGGGAGCCAUGGCUGUGGCCAAUUUCCAGUACAUUACCAGGAUGAGCAGUGGCUUCAAGGUUUACAUUUUAGAAGGUCAGCCCCACCUCAGGAGCGAAGACAGAUUCAGACACAUUGCAAAUGACCGUGCCCGAGUCCCCGUGGUGCUUCCAGUCAAACGCAAGAGAAGCCACGAGAGAGGUCUCACACUGGAGGAACGGCGAGAGCGGGCCCUGAGCAGAAACAGUGGCAAAGCCGCCCAGAGAGGAGUACCGGUGGGGUUCAACCGGCCCCAGAGUUCCCCAUCCGCCUGGAGUCCAGCCCCGAGCCCCACCAGCCCUCCGCCCGCCCACAUGUACUACGCACCAGUCAUGGAUGAACCACUCGCUCUCAUCAAGAAACCAAGAAAAGAGCCCGAAAGCCCGGAGGAAAAGACUAAGAGCUCUGCUCCCGCUCAAAUCCAGAUGCGUCCUUCUGUGAUCACCUGUGUCUCCUCAUCGAGCACCCCCUCCUGCAGAUCCGUGCUCCACAGGACUCCUCCAUCAGUGAUUUCCGGGUGCAACUAUGACCACGUGGUGGACGAGCAUUUCCAGAGGAGCCUCGGCGCGAACUACCAGAAGGACCGCUCACAGGAGCUCUCCAUCAGCGUGUCUGUCGACGACCACUUCGCCAAGGCUUUGGGGGACAAGUGGCUGCAGAUCAAAUCCAAGUCUUCCUCCUGUUCUUCCACACCUCCCAGCAGCCCGAGUGUCACUUACUCCCCCACCUACAGCCACAGCCCCAACCAGUCUCACAGAGGGUCCUCCAGCAGCUCAUCGCGGACCCCCAGCCGCUGGUCCCUCAAUUAAAGGGGGAAACGACCUCCGAUCUGGGACGAAAGUGACUUUUUACUUUUUACCGCGUGCAGCUCUGCUUGUGGAGCGGCGGAAACGCCCCCGUGCUGGUGUUGUUUGGGGCGAGCGAGCAGAUUCAGGUCCAUUUGGACCUGUGUGUUUCCAAAUUUAUAGACACAUUGAUGCAGAUGAAUGUAGCAAUAAUUGGGAUGUCCGUGUUUUGUUACAUUUGUGUAUUUUGCUUGUCGAUAGCGUCUGAGUACCUGAGAUAGUGUUGAUGGUGAUAUGGGAUGAUUUAAAAAUCAGCCAAAUAAUCCUUAACAUUUCUUUGUGACGUUUUUUUUAUCUAAUGAAUGCCACAAUUUCUUUGUAUUAUAUUUAUGUUCAGAAUCCACUUGGGUUACUCGACUUCGCCGAUCCGCUGUACAAAAAGGAGAUUUUUAAAAAUAAAAAUAAAAACUUGAAUAGG
Pungitius pungitius (ninespine stickleback) is the source of this 2213-nucleotide messenger RNA. RefSeq names its product vestigial like 4 like (gene vgll4l). Gene Ontology annotation, molecular function: transcription coactivator binding. The transcript is spliced from 6 exons. Bases 941 to 1759 code for a protein of 272 amino acids. The record is from RefSeq and is a predicted model, not a curated record. Gene Ontology annotation, biological process: negative regulation of DNA-templated transcription. NCBI's taxonomy places the organism in Eukaryota, Metazoa, Chordata, Actinopteri, Perciformes, Gasterosteidae.